GAAGGGCAUUUGGCAGAGUUAGUCAUAAGGAAGUCUGCAUGGUAUACUUUACCAAAAGCAGCUCACAUUUCAUUAAGCCCUGAUGUUUUAGUUACUUUAAAGAAUGAAUAAACAAUAGUCCAAUCCAAAAGAACUAGAAAGGCAUCAGACACAUUGAAAGCACAGGUAUUACCAACAUUAACCUAUUAAUUUCAAAUCACUUUUUUUAUUUUAAAGUGGUCUGUUUUUAUGUUUACAGUUGUUUUCUUAUAGAAUCACUUUCUCUGUGUACAGUAAGUAGCUAAAUGUGUCAGUUUACUAGUUCUAUUUCAUAGGAUCAGAGACUUUUAAAGCUGGAAGCAUCUGUAGAACUUAGCUCGUUCAGCCCUUUCCAUUUAUAAAUGAGGGGACUGAGGCCCAAGCCAUUCAGUGAGUUAGAGAGAGAGCCAGCCCUCAAAUGUUUAGAUUCUUCACCUGUGAGCCGGCAUUUUUCUUUCUUUCUACUAUACUAGUUACUAGUGUAAAUAAUGUGCCUGCCUUGGUUUUAAAUUUUGUUUUUCAGAUAUUGGAAGAGGUGCCUGGAGAAAUGGAUGCUAGAAGAAAACACUGGAAGGAGAAUAUGUUUACUCCUUUUUUUAGUGCACAAGAUGUUCUAGAAGAGACUUCUCAGCCUGAAUCUUCUUCUGAACAAACGACUGCAGAUAGCAGCAAGGGAAUGGAAGAAAUUUAUAAUUUGUCCAGUAGAAAGUUUCAAGAAGAAAGUAAAUUUAAGAGGAAAAAAUAUAUUUUCCAACUAAAUGAAAUAGAACAAGAAUCAAAUUUAAGAGAGAACAAGAUAAACAUUUCAAAGAAUGAAACAGACACAAAUUCUGCAUCCUAUGAAUCAUCAAAUGUGGAUGUUACAACAGAAGAAAGCUUUAACAGCACAGAAGAUAACUCUACCUGCAGUACAGAUAACUUACCAGCUCUACUAAGACAAGACAUCAGAAAGAAAUUUAUGGAAAGAAUGUCUCCAAAACUUUGCCUGAAUCUUUUGAAUGAAGAACUGGAAGAACUUAAUAUGAAAUGCAGAAAAAUAGAAGAGGAAUUUGAAAAUGCCGAAAAAGAAUUUUUGCACUACAAAAAAGAAAUAUUCACCAAACCCCUAAAUUUUCAAGAAACAGAGAUGGAUGCUUCAAAAAGUGACUAUGAACUUCAAGCUUUAAGAAAUGACCUGCCUGAAAAAGCAACAAAUGUAAAAAACUUAAGUGAACAGCUCCAGCAAGCCAAAGAAGUCAUCCACAAAUUGAACCUAGAGAACAGAGAUUUAAAAGAAGCUGUUAGAAAGUUAAAGCAUCAAACCGAGGUUGGAAAUGUGCUCCUAAAAGAAGAAAUGAAAUCGUAUUAUGAAUUAGGAAUGGCAAAGAUCCGCGGAGAGCUCAGUGCCAUCAAGAAUGAACUGAGAACUGAGAAGACCCUACAAGCAAGAAAUAACAGAGCCUUGGAGUUGCUUAGAAAAUACUGUGCUUCUUCAGUGGUGACAUCAUCAAGUAUCCUUGACCACUUUACUGGGGAUUUUUUUUAA
Messenger RNA from Nomascus leucogenys (northern white-cheeked gibbon), 1543 nucleotides. RefSeq names its product coiled-coil domain containing 160 (gene CCDC160). NCBI's taxonomy places the organism in Eukaryota, Metazoa, Chordata, Mammalia, Primates, Hylobatidae. The record is from RefSeq and is a predicted model, not a curated record.